This is a messenger RNA of Chrysochloris asiatica (Cape golden mole), 3336 nucleotides long. RefSeq names its product structural maintenance of chromosomes 1B (gene SMC1B). The record is from RefSeq and is a predicted model, not a curated record. Gene Ontology annotation, cellular component: nucleus; cohesin complex; chromosome. The transcript has 24 exons. Bases 1 to 3336 code for a protein of 1111 amino acids. Gene Ontology annotation, biological process: sister chromatid cohesion. Gene Ontology annotation, molecular function: DNA binding; ATP binding; ATP hydrolysis activity. NCBI's taxonomy places the organism in Eukaryota, Metazoa, Chordata, Mammalia, Afrosoricida, Chrysochloridae.
AUGGGUCACCUCGAGCUGCUGGUCGUGGAGAACUUCAAGUCGUGGCGGGGCCGUCAGAUCAUCGGCCCCUUCAAGAAGUUUACCUGUAUCAUCGGCCCCAACGGCUCCGGAAAAUCUAAUGUCAUGGAUGCACUUAGUUUUGUAAUGGGAGAAAAAACAGCUAAUUUAAGAGUAAGAAAUAUUCAAGAACUUAUUCAUGGAGCACAUAUUGGAAAGCCGAUCUCUUCUUUUGCAAGUGUCACAAUUGUGUAUGUGGAGAAGAGUGGAGAGGAGAAAACAUUUACAAGAAUUAUUCGAGGGGAAGGCUCAGAAUUUCGUUUUGAUGAUAAGCCUGUGAGUCGAACUGUCUACUUAGCGGAGUUGGAGAAGAUAGGUAUAGUAGUCAAAGCGAGGAACUGUCUAGUUUUUCAGGGAACCGUGGAGUCAAUUUCAGUGAAAAAGCCAAAAGAAAUAACCCAGUUUUUUGAAGAAAUCAGCACUUCAGGACAGUUUAUAGGAGAAUAUGACGAAAAAAAGAAAAAGUUACAGAAAGCUGAAGAGGAUGCACAGUUCAAUUUUAAUAAGAAAAAGAAUGUAGCUGCUGAGCGCAAACAGGCAAAAUUAGAGAAAGAAGAGGCAGACCGUUACCAGAGUCUUCUUGAUGAACUGAAAAUGAACAAGAUACAACUGCAGCUCUUCCAACUAUAUCAUAAUGAGAGAAAAAUUCGUUUUCUGAGCAUUGAGUUAGAGCACUCGAAUAGGGAGUUGGGUGUCACAAAAGAGUCACUUUCUCAUCAGGAAGAUGUAGUUAAAGCCAAGAAGAGGGAACACGGAAUGUUAACUAGACAAGUACAACAAACGGAAAAAGAAUUAAAGAGACCGCACUCCAUUCAGCUAUCACAUCUCCUUCGGCUCCUCUUGAUUGUAACCCUUUCUUCAGCUUUCUUUGUGGUGACUGUGACAGCUCUGGGGAGUACUGCUCAGACAUUUUUUAUAAUGUCCCUCAAUCGGGAUGGAAAUUUAAACCAGAUACAAGAACAAAUAGAAGACCAUCAGAAAAAAAUAGAAAAGUUGGAGGAGUAUACCAAGACAUGCAGAGAUAGCUUGAAAGAGAAAAAACAACAAGAGGAAAUCCUAGGGGAUGAAAUUGGAAAAGCAAAGUCAAGAAUGUCUGAAGUGAAUGAAGAAUAUAAUCGUAUUGGAAGUGAACUACAGAAUGCUGGGAUUGAUAACCAUGAGGGAAGGCGCCAGCAAAAGAGAGCAGAGGUUUUAGAACACCUCAGAGGACGGUACCCAGAGUCUGUGUUUGGAAGACUGGUCGACCUGUGCCAUCCCAUUCACAAGAAAUAUCAGCUGGCUGUCACCAAGCUCUUCGGUCGGUUCAUGACUGCCAUUGUUGUAGCCUCGGAAAAGGUAGCGAAGGAUUGUAUUCAAUUUCUGAAAGAGGAAAGAGCUGAACCCGAGACAUUUCUCGCUCUAGAUUACCUUGAUAUCAAGCCGAUCAAUGAGAGAUUGAGAGAGAUUAAAGGCUGUAAAAUGGUGAUUGAUGUUAUAAAGACCCAGUUUCCUCAGCUGAAGAAAGUGAUUCAGUUUGUGUGUGGAAAUGGCCUCGUCUGUGAGACACUGGAGGAAGCCAGGCGCAUUGCAUUUGGUGGCCCUGAGCGACGGAAAACAGUAGCGCUUGAUGGAACAUUGUUUCUCAAAUCUGGGCUCAUCUCUGGAGGGUCAAGUGACUUAAAAUACAAGGCCAGAUUCUGGGAUGAGAAAGAGUUGAAGGACUUACGAGACAGAAGGACCCAGCUCGUCCAGGAACUAAAGGAUUUAAUGAAGACGCUUCGGAAAGAGACAGAUUUGAAACAAAUACAGACUCUAGCACAAGGAACUCAGACACGACUUAAAUAUUCACAGAGUGAACUAGAGAUGAUUAAAAAGAAGCACCUUCCUGCUUUUUGUAGGGAAAAAUCUCAGCUACAAAGUGAACUGCUAAAUAUUGAGUCUCAAUGUACUAUGCUGAGCGAAGGGAUCAAAGAACGUCAACAAAGAAUUGAAGAAUUUCAGAAAAAAAUAGAUAAGGUAGAGGAUGAUAUUUUCCAACACUUCUGUGAAGAAAUUGGCGUGGAAAAUAUUCGUGAAUUUGAGAACAAACAUGUUAAACAGCAGCAGGAAAUUGAUCAAAAAAGACUAGAAUUUGAGAAACAAAAAACUCAGCUAAAGAUUCAGCUGGAAUACAAUCGCAGUCAGCUGAAGAAGAAGCAGAGUAAGAUGGAUGUACUGAAGGAGACGGUCCAGAAAGGCAGAAAGGACGUUGAUAACCUGAAGAAGACUGAAGAAGACUGCCUGAAAAUUAUGGAUGAGCUCAUGGACAAGCAGCAGCAGCUGAAGAACGUAUUUGCCACUCAGAACUCCGGGGCUGAGAAAGCCCAUGCCCAGAUUGAAGAGGAACGGAAGAAGCUUCUGGCUAUUGAUAGGGAAGUGGGGAAAUUGCAAAAAGAAGUUGUGAAAAUCCAAACUUCUGUGGAACAUAAACGAUUGGAGAAACACAACAUGCUGCUUGAUUGCAAAGUUCAAGACAUUGAGGUCGUCCUCCUGCAGGGGUCCCUGGAUGACAUCAGCGAGGUGGAGCUGGGAACCGAGCCAGAAAGUACCCAGGCAACAGCUGACAUCUAUGAAAAAGAAGAAGCAAUUGAGUUGGACUACAGCUCUCUGAGCGAGGAUUUGAAGGCUCUCCAGUCAGACAAGGACGUGGAGGUCCAGCAUGCACUACUUCUGCAGCAGAUAGCCUCCCAGGAAGACGUGCUACUGAAGACAGCCGCUCCCAACCUGCGAGCCCUGGAGAAAUUAAAGAGCGUCCGUGACAAGUUUCAGGAGUCCACAGACGCCCCUGGGAUUGACCUGUGUCGUUUUGCGUUUCUGAGCCCAGAGAAUCCAGAAGAGCCGUACUUGGAGGGAAUUAGCUACAGCUGUGUGGCCCCAGGCAAACGCUUCAUGCCGAUGGACAACCUGUCAGGGGGAGAAAAGUGUGUGGCGGCGCUGGCCUUGCUGUUUGCGGUGCACAGCUUUCGGCCUGCUCCGUUCUUCGUGUUAGAUGAAGUGGAUGCAGCCCUCGACAACACCAACAUCGGCAAAGUAUCAAGUUACAUCAAAGAGCAGACACAGGAGCAGUUUCAGAUGAUAGUCAUCUCCCUGAAAGAGGAGUUCUACUCCAGAGCCGACGCGCUUGUAGGCAUCUGCCCAGAGGAAGACGACUGCAUGUUCAGCAGGGUUCUGACCCUCGAUCUCUCUCAGUACCCAGACACUGACAGCCCGGAAGACAGCAACAGGCACCCAGAGUCCCGCAAGGAUCGAGCGCCCUGUUGA